AUGUUCUAUGCAAGGGAAGGAGAGAAAGCCUGGGCUCGGAUGUGUGAGGAGAUGAACAGGCAAGCUGAAGCUAAAGCUCAGCGGAAGGCUGAGCGCAAUGCCUCCCUUAAAAACCUUCUGCCACGGGCACUGGGCAUCUUCAGGUUCAAUCGAAAUUUAUUGUCCAGUGCAAAGUCCACCGCCGAGUCUUCGCUGUGCGAGCGUGACUCUAUGGACAAGGAGUCAAAGACGGUUUCCUGUGCGUAA
Molecule: messenger RNA, 246 nt
Organism: Laccaria bicolor S238N-H82
Lineage: Eukaryota; Fungi; Basidiomycota; Agaricomycetes; Agaricales; Hydnangiaceae
Exons: 1
Coding region: 1-246 (81 amino acids)
Source: RefSeq, a predicted model, not a curated record